CGAGCGCUCCGUGCCGCUCCGUGCCGCCGCGUGCCGCUCGAGAUCUACUAUGCGACUCGCGUGUUGCGCUCGCUCGUGUUGUGGUGCUUUAUGAUGGUACGGCAUGAAAGUGCAAGAUAUGCGGACGUUCCGUGAGCGACGCCCUGCUAGAUUCGCCACCGCCACAAGUGGGCGGAGAGACGGGACGCUUUCUCGGCUGCUCAGCUAGGGUGGUCGCAGGUGGCAGGUGGCGCGCGCGCGGUGGGCAGGGAGUGGUAAUGGAGUUGGUAAUACUGAAAGCGCGAGCCCAACUGAAUCGUCUCGCGUCGGAGCGGCGCGCGGCCAAGCAGCGCCCGGGGCGCGCGGGCGGCGGCGCGCGGGCGGCGGGGCGCGAGCGCGGCAUGGCGCCCGCCGCCCCCGCGAGCGCCGCGCCCUGGCUCAACGCCACGCUGGCCUACAACCUGUCGCUCGCGCGCGUCAACUCCACGCUGGACGACUACGUGCUGCUGGGCAACUCCAGUGAUGAGCACGACAACCAUUGGUUCUGCGCCAAGUGGUCCAGCGCGCAGCAAGACCUCUUCCAGGCUGCAAAUCUUUGCUUCGCGAUCGCAUUCCUGGCGCCCAAGAGCUUCAAGCAGAGCAUACUGGUGCUGCGCGCGCUCAUAGCGGCGGGCGCAGUGCUCAUGGGCAUGUGGGCGGGCGCCGAGGUGUGCGCGCCCGACGUGCUCGCCUGGAGCCUGGCGCUCGUGCUCGUCAACUCUAUUCACACUGUCUUCUUAAUUAUAAGGUUUCUUCCGCCGGCGUUGUCAUUAGAGCUGACAGAUUUGUACCUGAAACUAUUCAAGCCUCUGAAAGUGAAUAAGAAGCACUUUCAGGAGUUGACGCGAGAAGCGAGACUCAUCAGACUAGACCCGGGCGAAGCGUACGCCGUUGAGGAAGUGACGCCAGCUGACGAAAGAUUAUCAAUUAUAUUGAAGGGAAAGAUGCGAGUGAGUUGUGAUGAAACGCUUCUACAUUAUAUACAGCCUUAUCAGUUCGUCGACUCGCCCGAGUGGGAGGCGAACCGGGAACAGUCAGAUGACGUCUUCCAGGUGACGGUGGUCGCGGAGGAGGUGAGCACGUGCGUAUGCUGGCCGCGCAUGCGUCUGGAGCGCGUGCUGCGGCACCGGCCGGCGCUCAAGGUCGUGCUCGACUGUCUCAUAGGUAAAGAUAUAACACAUAAGCUGUACUCGGUCAGCGAGGGGCUGAGCGCCGGCGUGGGGGUCGAGGGUGAAGGCCCCCCAGCGCACCUCACGCGCUCCGCCAGCGUGGACGCCGUGCACGAGGGUGCGCGCGGCCGCCUUCGCAGCGCGGCGUGGCGGGCUAAGUCCACUACACACAAAGGUAGUAUUGCAGGGACUUCGUACUGGCAGCCGAUGGUAGCGCGGCAGUUCCUGCGCCAGUCGCCGUUCAGUCGCGCCGCCCCGCCACGCCUGGUUGCGCAGACAUCAUCCGCGAGUCUGCAGCCCGCACGCCGCAGCCCGCCGCGCCGGCCCGCUUCCUUCCGCCGCGGCCGCGAAGUGAAGUUCGCUGAGGUGGCGCCCGAGCCGGCCGUGUGACGCGGGCCGCGGCUCCAGCCCGAGCUGGUGCCGCUGGUCGCGCCCGCCUCUCCCCCCACGCGGGCCCCUUGACCCCCCGCCGAGCGAACGACGCCCCACACUACUGACUUUUAGACGCAUAAAUGGACUUUCAAAAGCCUAGACCCGAAUUAGAAACGACCUUCAUUUAUCUAUUUAAUGGAUGAAAAGUAGAUUAUACAAAGUGUACUAAAAAUAUAUUGCGAGUAGGUUGCCUAGUAAAGCCUAGCGCGCAUUGAAUCCUAGCCAGUAUUAUAGCUGCGCGCGGUGCGACCUAUAAUAGUAAUAAUAAUAAUAAUUUGGCCAGCGAUAAUAGUUGGGCUAGAAUUUUUUAAACAAUCUCGUCGCAAUAAACUUUUGAUAUAAAACACUUUUCAUACAUUAAACAAAUGGAUGAAGUCGUUUCUAAUUCAGAUCCUCAUAAACGGUUUGAUUUCAUUUCAAAACCAUGUGGAGAUCCGCAAAAAUAUUGCUCGAUAUGACUAGAGAAAUAGAAAAGAACACAAUAGUUUAUGUUUCAAUAUUCUUAAUUUUAUUCUUGAAUAUUUUUGUCCAAUUCAGUCUUUUCUAUUAUUUUAUUGCAUCCCUAUUUAGAAACAAAAUGUAUUAACAGUUAUUUUUUUUCAAUCUGUACUGUAUGUAUGGGGUGUUAAUUUAAAUACUUGCGUAUGUUAAUUUCAUAAAAUUAUUAUUUUUUAUUGAAUUAUAUUUUUGCGGGUCUCUAGAAAUUCCAAAAUCAAUAUAUCGAAAACUAUCGAAGUUAAUUUCGCAAGUUAGAAAUGCUAUACCUAUUUUAUAGAAAAAAAUCGAGCUUCCCAUAUUAAGUGUAUGCGUUCAGUGAAUAGUUUCGUUCGCUCAUAACGAAUUUGUGAAACACUCGAGUGCUCACAACUGAGAAGUGGCUAAAUUAUUGUGACUAGUGAAAUAUAGUGAUGUAUGUACAACUGGACUGCGCAGUGACAGUGUUGAAUUAUUAAAAAGUGUAAUUAUUGUGUGAGAUGUAGACUAAUCUAGUUAGAAUUUAAUGUAUUUUUAUUAUAUCUUAUUUUGCAUAAAUACCGCUCAAUGCUCUAAUUUUUGUACUGUUCAGAUCAGAGAUCGCUAUAGAAAAUGACUGAUACAAUACUCAGCUGUAGUAGACCAAUACAAUGCAGAAGUAAUACAAGCCUAUCUCAUGAAAUUUAUAGCCGAAUGGAAUGGAAGGGCGUUCCAUAUUUUUAAAGACAACUUUUUUUUUUAAUUAAAAUAGAUUUAAUUAAAUUAAAUUAUUAAUUUAAAAAUAUAUUUUUUUAGUUUCAUCUGAUACCGGAUCUCAUUGCAUGUUCAAUACCAACAUACUUUUGAAAAAAAAUACAUCAAAAUCGGUUCAAACACUCAAUUACAACAAAUCAAACCAUUAUAGGGUUUUUAAUAGAGCUAUAUUUUUGCAAAAAAUGUAUUUCUGUAGAUUCGCAAAUCGCUUGUUCUGUGUAAAACCUUGACGUACUGCUUACAACGAAAAACGUCUAAUAUUAAUGACUUUUCAAUUUUAUGUAUCUACCUUAUGGUAGGUAAUAAUAAAAUCAGACUGAACUGUUUUUAUAAGUAGGUAUCUUAGUAACAAAAAAAAACAGUCAUUAAAUAGUAAAAAUGUUGAUAAUGGGCAUGUACCUAACAAUAUUUUUCUGGAUGUUAUAUUAGAUAGCCCCUUUUCGUAAAGAUCAUAAAUCUUUGAGAUAAGUUAAUAUCUUAGAAGACUCGGAUCUUUAUGAAACAUAAUUUAAAAGUGUAUAGUUACCUAAGUAUCCCGAAAUUUAAGAAACAUUUUAAAUACAACUGACCCAACUGACACGGGUUUCAAAGAUAUAAUGACGAAUGCAUCACUGCUACAAGCAAACUGUUCACAACUUUUAAUGUAUUAUCAGAAGUGCACAAUAUAAGAAUUAAUAUUUCACAUACAAGCCAAACUUACAGCUGAAGCUUUUAAUGGUCACUUUAUACGUCAUACGCGUGAAUCAGAUGGUAUACUUUCGAUGAAAAACUCAAUGAAAACGAAAAAUUUUAUAUUAAAAAUGUAACAACUUUUUUCUCUGUAUUUAUAAUGUUUAUCUUUUGAAAUCUAUCAACUUUCGUUUGGACAUCGUGCUCUAAAUUACGAUAUAUAUACUC
Messenger RNA from Bicyclus anynana (squinting bush brown), 3743 nucleotides. RefSeq names its product blood vessel epicardial substance-like. Bases 258 to 1577 code for a protein of 439 amino acids. Lineage: Eukaryota; Metazoa; Arthropoda; Insecta; Lepidoptera; Nymphalidae. The record is from RefSeq and is a predicted model, not a curated record. Gene Ontology annotation, molecular function: cAMP binding. The transcript is spliced from 8 exons. Gene Ontology annotation, cellular component: sarcolemma.